Molecule: messenger RNA, 587 nt
Organism: Guyanagaster necrorhizus
Lineage: Eukaryota; Fungi; Basidiomycota; Agaricomycetes; Agaricales; Physalacriaceae
Exons: 4
Coding region: 1-486 (161 amino acids)
Source: RefSeq, a predicted model, not a curated record
AUGGACAAAUACCCUUCUCUUCUCAUUGGACACGAGAAUGCCUCACCUCUACCGACCGGGGUCAACCUGAAGGGCGAAGCGCUGAUGAACGACAUACAGAAGGACGAGUGGGGCAAGCUAGUGCUCAGCAAGGCAUACGUCGAGUUCGUGGAUCCAAUUGAUAAAACUAAUAAUGGGUUCGGCUUUGACAUCUAUUAUAUGCAGAAUGCUCCGGACGAGAUAGAGUAUGCCGGAAAGCUGCACGAAAGGAUCAGAAGAGAAUUUCCCGAGAAUCUAUCGAUUCUGGGAGUGCUUUACGGGGGGACUCACCCCGUCGCAAUGUUUGAAGUGGAUACUUUUACGCCUCACAUGACGGGGACGUUGUUCUCCUGGCUGGUGGUGAACCUCUCAUGUGUCUUUAUACAUCCAAAUACUGAUGAGUAUCGUGACCAUACAGAGCUUGUCACUUGGGUGGGUAGGCCCUGGCUUUUGAAUAUGAUAUGUUGAAUCGCCAUUGAAUUCUGGGUUGGUGACCUUGAUUUUCUGCAUUGAUGCUAGGCUGAUGCUAACAUCUGUAGAUAUGAGCAGAUCUGUUUUUUUACUCGUCG